Molecule: messenger RNA, 1238 nt
Organism: Anoplophora glabripennis (Asian longhorned beetle)
Lineage: Eukaryota; Metazoa; Arthropoda; Insecta; Coleoptera; Cerambycidae
Product: zinc finger autosomal protein-like
Exons: 2
Coding region: 68-1195 (375 amino acids)
Biological process (GO): regulation of transcription by RNA polymerase II
Cellular component (GO): nucleus
Molecular function (GO): DNA-binding transcription factor activity, RNA polymerase II-specific; RNA polymerase II transcription regulatory region sequence-specific DNA binding
Source: RefSeq, a predicted model, not a curated record
GCCAAUUUUUUUUAAAUAAGUCACCAGAUUUCAAAGUUCUUUGAAUAAAGAAGUUGAAAGCAAAAUUAUGGACUGGCAAUUUAUAGCACCAUUUGAUUCAGAUAAUAAAAUUGAGGAAGUUCAAAUUGAAAUAAAAUCUGAGAAAGACGAACGAGAAGAACUGACAGAGUUGAUUAAAGCAGAAAUUGAUGUAAAAUUUGAAACUUAUGAACAGGAGGAAAAUGGGACAGUGAGAAAUGAGAAUAUUGAAAUCAAAAUCGAAGAAAAUGAACAAGAAAGUUUGGAACAUCUGAAAGAAUUAAGCGAAUCUCAUGAAGAUGAAGAAGUGAAAAACCACACAUUAUUAACAGAAAUUAUUUCUAAAGUUCAAAUUAAUACUUUGAGGUCUAAUUCUUCACAAAAUCCCUGGAAAUGUUGCCUAUGCCAUUCUGCUUGUAAAGAUAAAUUUGACCUUAGAGAGCACAUAACUGCGACUCAUAAGGACCCGUCCAACUCGAACUUAUUCAAAUGUGAUCUCUGCAGUUAUAUUACCGAGUAUUUACAUAAACUUGUAAUGCACAAAGCACAGCAUAAAAGUCACACAGAUGUGUUGCACCACCAAUUUGAAGCCCUUGACGCUGUAACAGAGCAGAAAAGCAAUGUGGAAAACAAAAAACAGAAAUGUGGGGCUUGCGAUUUUAAAUACGAAAACGAAAUUAAUCUCCGAGAGCAUAUUACUGCCACACAUAAAGAUCCAUUCAAUUCGAACAUGUUCAAAUGUAAUAUUUGCGAUUAUCUAACAAAGUACUUCCACAGGCUUACGCUACACAUGUCGUCCCAUGACAGUUCCUCGAACACGAACUGGUACUUUUGCGAUAAAUGCACCUAUAGAUCACGACACACCGAGUAUUUAAAGCAACACAAUUUGAGACACCUUAGUGUAUCUGAUUCGGAUCUGUACAAAUGCAGUAAGUGUUCUUUUCGAUCAAAGUCACAUGGUGUCCUGCUUAGGCAUCUGUUGGCGCAUAAAAAGCAAUACCAAUGCGAGAUGUGCGACUAUAAAACAAUACACAAAUGGCGCAUCAAGAUGCAUGUGGUAAAACACAAGGAGUUGUCAGAAGUGAAAGUGUAUAAAUGCAUUUUGUGCGAUUUCCGUACAAAGUGGACAACCAGCUUUAACAAGCAUUUGUCGAGACAUGAUAUAAAGUUGUCAUAGAUGUAUUAGUGUAAUUUUUAUUAUAUAGUAAAAACAAGUAAAA